AUGUGGACCGAUCAAACACAAACCCAGCCACCAGUCCAGCAGCAACCGCCGCAGCAGAUCCAACACAUCUGGGUGGUAACCGGACCGGCCGGGUGCGGGAAGAGCACCGUCGGACGAGGUCUACAGCAGGAACUGGGUGUGCCCUUCCUGGAAGGUGACGAUUUCCACCCAGCAACCAACAAAACCAAAAUGAGCAACGGGAUCCCGCUCACAGACGCCGACAGAUGGGACUGGCUAAUCUCGCUGCGACAAGCAGCAAUCUCGGCGCUAUCGCCGUCCGAAGCGAACGGCUACCGCCCACCGUCAGGAGUGGUGGUCGCGUGCUCGGCGCUGAAGAAGAAGUACCGGGACGUGAUGCGCGUGGCGGCGUACGGGUCGCCGUCGGUGCAGAUCCACUUCAUCUACCUCAAGGUCGACCCCACCAUGCUGCUGCAGCGCGUCACCAACCGCCAGGCCCACUACAUGAAGAGCAGCAUGGUGCAGUCGCAGCUGAUGGAUCUGGAGGAGCCCGUCGGCGAGUGGGAUGCGCUCACCGUCGACGUGCACGCCGGUCAGGUUGAGGUGCUGCAGGAGGUCAUCGCCAUGGUCCGGGAUGCGUUGAUCAAGUAUCAAUGA
This is a messenger RNA of Aspergillus homomorphus CBS 101889, 615 nucleotides long. Its product is annotated as gluconokinase. Gene Ontology annotation, molecular function: gluconokinase activity. The coding region runs from base 1 to 615 and encodes 204 amino acids. The transcript has 2 exons. NCBI's taxonomy places the organism in Eukaryota, Fungi, Ascomycota, Eurotiomycetes, Eurotiales, Aspergillaceae. Gene Ontology annotation, cellular component: cytoplasm. The record is from RefSeq and is a predicted model, not a curated record.